Molecule: messenger RNA, 1290 nt
Organism: Striga hermonthica
Lineage: Eukaryota; Viridiplantae; Streptophyta; Magnoliopsida; Lamiales; Orobanchaceae
Source: the annotation of a GenBank genome assembly
AUGCCUGAGUUCAAAGCUGAAGAUCAGAGCCAGCUACAGCUCGUCGAAAGAGAAGAAAUCGAAGAUGAAGAAGAAAUGUUCGAGGCGAUUGAUAAGCUGACAUCUCUUGGAAUCAAUGCUGGAGAUGUGAAGAAGCUGCAGGAUGCUGGCAUUUAUACAUGCAAUGGACUAAUGAUGCACACUAAGAAGAGUCUGACUGGCAUCAAAGGACUGUCUGAGGCAAAAGUUGAUAAGAUAUGUGAAGCUGUUGAAAAAAUAGUGAACUUUGGUUAUAUUACCGGAAGUGAUGCUCUGUUGAAAAGGAAAUCAGUCGUUCGCAUCACAACUGGAAGCCAGUCUCUGGAUGAGCUCUUAGGGGGUGGGAUAGAAACUUCGGCAAUAACAGAAGCUUUUGGGGAAUUCAGAUCUGGAAAAACACAGCUGGCUCACACUCUGUGUGUGUCCACACAGCUUCCUACUAGCAUGAAAGGAGGAAAUGGAAAGGUCGCUUACAUCGACACAGAAGGGACAUUCCGACCGGAUCGAAUCAUACCCAUUGCUGAAAGAUUCGGAAUGGAUCCAGGAGCUGUGCUUGAUAAUAUCAUAUAUGCGCGUGCUUACACAUAUGAGCAUCAGUACAACCUGCUUCUUGGUCUAGCAGCCAAAAUGGCUGAGGAGCCUUUCCGGCUUCUGAUUGUUGAUUCAGUGAUAGCCCUUUUCCGAGUCGACUUCACAGGAAGAGGAGAACUUGCAGAACGUCAGCAAAAAUUGGCCCAGAUGCUCUCGAGGCUGAUGAAGAUUGCGGAGGAAUUCAAUGUGGCUGUUUACAUGACCAACCAAGUUAUUGCUGACCCUGGAGGGGGUGUCUUCAUUUCCGAUCCAAAGAAACCAGCUGGGGGUCACGUCCUGGCCCAUGCAGCCACCAUAAGGCUCAUGUUCAGGAAGGGCAAAGGCGAGCAACGUGUCUGCAAGGUGUUUGAUGCCCCAAAUCUCCCUGAAGCUGAACAAGUUUUCCAGAUAACUCCAGGAGCUGGGCCGCCGCCGGGGUGGCUAUCGGGUGGAGACACGCCGGCGACCCCAGCCCUUGCUGCUAGGCGGCCGCCGGAGCAGUUAGAGAUAGCGGCGAAUAGCCCGACACAGGUGGGCGUGAUGCAAACGCCGACGAGACCGAGUGCGAGCUUACCACUCCAAGAAGUAGGCGGAGAGGAGCUGCAACCCCAAGGAGGGGCGGCGGAGGAAGCCGUCGCAAAUACCCAGCUUUCCAUCCCGGAGCAGCCCAUACAAACCGGAAAUCCUUAUUACUCCUGCUAA